CGCUGCUGCUGACAGUCGAUGUCGAUUGUCGACAGCAGUUUUUCGCGAGAGGCGUUAUAAUUCUUACGUUUUAAGGCUAAAUUAUUGUGAUUAUUAUAAUUCAAAAUGUUAGCCUUGAUUAAUCGUAUCCUUGAUUGGUUCAAAAGCCUGUUCUGGAAAGAAGAGAUGGAGCUCACGCUGGUCGGGCUGCAGUACUCUGGGAAAACAACAUUUGUGAACGUCAUAGCAUCUGGCCAGUUCAGUGAAGAUAUGAUCCCUACAGUCGGCUUCAAUAUGCGCAAAAUCACUAAAGGCAACGUCACUAUUAAGGUGUGGGACAUCGGAGGCCAGCCCAGGUUCCGCUCUAUGUGGGAGAGGUAUUGCCGCGGCGUCAAUGCUAUAGUGUACAUGGUUGACGCGGCCGACAGCGACAAGAUCGAGGCGUCCCGCAACGAACUCCACAGCCUGCUGGAGAAGCAGCAGCUGACCGGCAUCCCGGUGCUGGUGCUCGGCAACAAGCGCGACCUGCCGCACGCGCUCGACGAGCACGGACUCAUCGAGCGAAUGAACCUGUCAGCAAUCCAGGACCGCGAGAUCUGCUGCUACUCGAUCUCGUGCAAGGAGAAGGACAACAUCGACAUCACGCUGCAGUGGCUCAUCCAGCACAGCAAGUCCGGCGCCGCGCGCUAGGCCUCGCUCUAGACCUAGGUACCGCUGCUAGA
This is a messenger RNA of Cydia fagiglandana, 701 nucleotides long. RefSeq names its product ADP-ribosylation factor-like protein 8 (gene Arl8). The record is from RefSeq and is a predicted model, not a curated record. Bases 106 to 669 code for a protein of 187 amino acids. Gene Ontology annotation, cellular component: lysosomal membrane. Lineage: Eukaryota; Metazoa; Arthropoda; Insecta; Lepidoptera; Tortricidae. Gene Ontology annotation, biological process: protein transport; anterograde axonal transport. The transcript has 5 exons. Gene Ontology annotation, molecular function: GTP binding; GTPase activity.